Molecule: messenger RNA, 4754 nt
Organism: Pieris brassicae (large cabbage white)
Lineage: Eukaryota; Metazoa; Arthropoda; Insecta; Lepidoptera; Pieridae
Gene: KaiR1D
Product: glutamate receptor ionotropic, kainate 2
Exons: 20
Coding region: 246-3083 (945 amino acids)
Biological process (GO): modulation of chemical synaptic transmission; synaptic transmission, glutamatergic
Cellular component (GO): plasma membrane; postsynaptic membrane
Molecular function (GO): glutamate-gated receptor activity; transmitter-gated monoatomic ion channel activity involved in regulation of postsynaptic membrane potential
Source: RefSeq, a predicted model, not a curated record
GCUGUCCCUCAGCCUAUUUACACCCUAAAUCCAUUCGCGAAUCGAAUUUUAAUCGAUAUCCAUUCCAUUAUUAAUUAAAUCGAGUUAAUCCUGUAUCGGAAAUCGCUUAUUAUCAAACCGACAGACAUUAAACGAAUGAUACUAUUGUUUGCAAUGUUUCCUCCGUGCGAUUGGUGUUUGUGAAGUGUUUUCAAUAUGUAAUUGGAGUAAUUAUGAAGUUAUUAAAAACUGAUUAAUUAAACAGAAUGAGAGGGGCUAAGGCGGUUUUUCUCAUUUUGUUUUUCGGCCAUCUCUCCGCCUUACCCGAUACAAUUCGUAUUGGCGGCCUCUUCCACCCCGAGGAUGACAAACAAGAGGUUGCGUUCCGUUACGCAGUGGAGAGGGUUAACGCGGACCGUGCAGUGUUGCCACGAGCGAAAUUACUCGCGCAAGUAGAAACUAUAUCGCCUCAGGAUAGCUUCCACGCUUCUAAAAGAGUAUGUCACCUACUUCGGAGUGGUGUGGCGGCUAUAUUUGGGCCGCAAUCCGCACCUGCAGCCGCCCAUGUUCAGUCCAUAUGUGACACAAUGGAACUGCCCCACCUGGAGACCAGAUGGGAUUAUCGUACAAGGCGGGAGUCCUGUCUAGUUAACUUAUAUCCUCACCCAGCGGCACUUAGCCGGGCAUACGUAGAUCUAGUUCGAGCUUGGGGAUGGAAGUCCUUCACAAUAGUUUACGAGAAUAGCGACGGUCUGGUCCGACUUCAAGAGUUACUGAAAGCCCAUGGGCCGUCUGAAUUGCCUGUUGCGGUCAGACAACUGCCCGAUUCUCACGACUACAGGCCACUUCUCAAGCAAAUAAAGAAUUCCGCUGAGUCACACAUAGUGCUAGAUUGUGCUACGGAGAGGAUAAGGGAUGUAUUACAACAGGCACAGCAGAUUGGAAUGAUGUCCGACUACCACAGUUACCUCAUAACAUCUUUAGAUCUUCAUAGUGUAGAUCUAGAGGAAUUCAAAUAUGGCGGCACGAAUAUUACUGCACUGAGAUUGCUUGAUCCAGAGAGAGCUGAAGUACAAAGAGUAGUCAGGGACUGGGUUUAUGAUGAAGCGAGAAAGGGAAGAAAAUUACAACUGGGACACACCUCAGCUAAGGAAAACAUGACUUUUAUUAAGACUGAGACGGCACUGAUGUACGACGCUGUCCAUUUGUUCGCGAAAGCCCUUCACGACCUUGACACGUCCCAGCAAAUCGACGUCCGUCCGCUUUCGUGUGAGGCGGAAGAUACAUGGCCUCAUGGAUACAGUCUUAUAAACUAUAUGAAGAUAGUGGAAAUGAAAGGUUUAACGGGAGUUAUAAAGUUCGACCAUCAAGGCUUUCGUAGCGACUUUACCCUUGACAUAAUAGAGCUGACACGGGACGGCCUACAAAAGGCUGGAAUAUGGAACUCAUCCGAAGGUGUAAACUAUACGAGGUCUUACGGCGAUAACCAAAAGCAAAUAGUGGAAAUUUUACAAAACAAAACGCUUAUUGUUACAACAAUUCUGAGUGCACCAUAUUGCAUGAGAAAGGAGGCGAGUGAAAAAUUAACUGGCAACGCGCAAUUUGAGGGAUAUGCGAUCGAUUUAAUUCAUGAGAUAUCAAAAGUUCUCGGCUUCAAUUACACAUUCAAGCUAGCCCCUGACGGUCGGUACGGGUCAUAUAACCGGGAGAGCAAGGAAUGGGACGGGAUGAUACGGGAAUUGUUGGAACAAAGGGCCGAUUUAGCGAUAGCCGACCUCACUAUUACAUACGACAGGGAACAAGUUGUAGACUUCACGAUGCCAUUUAUGAAUCUCGGAAUAUCAGUACUCUACCGCAAGCCGAUAAAACAACCACCAAAUCUAUUUUCCUUCCUAUCGCCAUUAUCACUAGAUGUCUGGAUAUAUAUGGCCACCGCCUACCUAGGAGUCUCUGUUCUACUAUUUAUACUUGCAAGGUUUACGCCGUACGAAUGGCACCAAUCACGCACACCAGACGGCGAAAAAAUGGAGAACAUAUUUUCACUAGCAAAUUGUUUAUGGUUUGCCAUCGGAUCACUCAUGCAACAGAGCUGUGACUUUUUGCCCAAGUUCAGCCCGUACGAGUGGGACAAUCCCCGGAACUGUGUUGACGAGCCGCCGGUGCUGGAGAAUCAGUUCACACUGUUGAACUCGCUAUGGUUCACCAUUGGAUCAUUGAUGCAGCAAGGUUCGGAUAUCGCACCGAAAGCUGUCUCAACCAGGAUGGUAGCAGGGAUGUGGUGGUUCUUUACAUUGAUUAUGAUCUCUUCAUACACCGCAAAUCUGGCAGCUUUUCUUACGGUGGAGAGGAUGGACUCCCCAAUCGAAAGUGCUGAAGACUUGGCAAAGCAAACCAAGAUCAAGUAUGGAGCUUUGAAAGGAGGUUCCACUGCAGCUUUUUUCAGAGACUCAAACUUCUCAACGUACCAAAGAAUGUGGUCUUUCAUGGAGUCAGCUAGGCCGUCAGUAUUCACAACUAGUAAUAAAGAAGGGGAGGAAAGAGUAAUGAGGGGUAAGGGAGCGUAUGCAUACCUCAUGGAAUCGACGACAAUUGAAUACGUUGUGGAAAGGAAUUGCGACUUGACGCAAGUUGGUGGGAUGCUGGACUCUAAAGGAUAUGGAAUAGCUAUGCCGCCAAAUUCACCAUACCGUACCGCUAUAAGUGGCGCUGUUUUAAAACUGCAAGAAGAAGGGAAACUGCACAUAUUGAAGACAAAGUGGUGGAAAGAGAAGCGUGGAGGCGGUUCAUGUCGAGAUGAGACAUCUAAAUCUUCGUCAACGGCGAAUGAGCUGGGUUUGGCAAAUGUGGGAGGUGUGUUCGUGGUGCUCAUGGGCGGUAUGGGUGUGGCCUGUGUUAUAGCCGUUUGUGAAUUCGUCUGGAAGUCCCGAAAAGUGGCUGUUGAUGAAAGAAAGGAGGAGGCAUCGCUUUGUUCGGAGAUGGCAUCUGAGUUACGAUCCGCUCUGAAGUGUCCUAGUGGCGGAAGUGGAGGGGGCAGUGGACCUCGUGAGGGGGCAGAUUCUCCCUACUUGCACUACGGAUUCAGUACCAAGAGCCAACUGCACUAGCGGCCGGACCGUGCCGCCUCGCCACCAAGCGAUGUGUAGGCAUGGAUAACAUAAUGAUAUCGUACAUUGCGUGCCCAAAACCCUGUCAAUCGUACACUAAGCGUAUUUUUUGCUAGUUGUAGAUGCUUAUAAAAGAACGACUGACAAAUGGUUGUAUUUGACAGUCGUUCGACAGGUAUUCAAUACUGAAACAAAAUAUUUGCGCAAUUAUAAUUUAUAUUGAUACAAACACUUACCGUGACUUGACAAGGACUUCAGUAGCUGCCAGACAGCUACUGAAUUGUAAAUAGAAAUGCAGAUUUGAUAAUUCCAGUCGAAGUUUUGCUCGACGAUGUACUUAUUUGUCAUUUUACAAUAUAAAAUCCUCCUAAUCGUUACUAUAAAUUUCAUACUAAUUCCAGAGGAUAGUAUUUGUAACAUACUUGAUGGUGUGUCUUAGGUGUAACGAUGGCGCUUUGGUCAGGUUUACGAGCCUAAUACAAUAUUAUAAUUACGCACGAUCAUUACUUGCCAACCCCUAAUUGAUACAUAGACGUAUUUAAGCAAAUCAUAGGUAAUUUCAAAUUUUAUUAAAAUUGUGCAUUCUAAAUAUUUUACGUUCAAUGUAAUUUGAAAACAAUCGAAAAGCAUCGGGUUUAAAUGCUAUCCCAGUGGCAAAAACUACCAAAGACUGAUGUUUAUAAGGCGUACUUAGGCCAGCACACCACUUACAAAUAAAGAAGCUGGUGUGCAUAGAAAUGUUGUAAGAAUUUUCAUGAUAUAUUGCCUAAAUGUAAGUCUUCAGCUAAGAAGACAAAUAAAUUAGAAACCUGAAAAUACACAUAUUUGGCGUAUGUAAAUCUUAUAAAAGUAAAAGUACGCCUUAUAAAUUUUGGCCUUAUGGCAUAAUGCGACGACACAAUUAAAUUAUUGAAAUAUCUAUGUAUAUAAUCUUACAACUCAUAUCGUCGUUUAAGAUAUAUCGUUGUGACGUAUGUUUUAACAUUUAUAGUAUUAGAUCCGUGAUGUACUUGCCAAAACUUACAAUUGUGCCAAACUUGUAAAUAUCAUAUCAUUGAAAUCUUCAUAACUUUUGUAAAUAGUUUUCAUGACAUUGGUAUUAAGCAUUUCUAGUAUAAUUAAAUUGAUAAUUGAAUCUUGCAAGUCCAUUCACACUAUAUCGGUUUCGGAAUGGUGUGAACAUAGUUUUAGUAUGUUUCCAAUUAGCAGGAGAUUGUGGUCAACACAUACUGUAGUAAUCGGCAUUAUGUAACAUUACUUAUAUGUAUGUGUUCGUUAAUGCUAAAUGAGUUCCACGGGAUUGUACACUGUGUAAUUAUUGUCAAUCUUUAUUUGAAAAGGAACAUUGUAACUAAGUACAAUUGUUUUUUUUUUUUAACACAGAAUAAAAUAAACAAAAAUUCGUUACAUUAUUGCAUUAUGAAAAUGUUUAUACAUAGGAGAAAAAAAGGAAUGAUAUUUGAUAUUAAAGAGUAAUUAUUACAUCAAUUCAGUUUCAAAGUCAUUAUAAGCCGAUAUAAUGUUAAUGUAUAAUAAAUAAGUAAGACGUAAGAUUGGUGUAUUAAAUUGACCACAAUGAAUAAAUAAUUUUAUUAUAGAUGGAAAUAUGUACUAGAUAAUUCAAUUAAUAUAAUUUAUUAUAAUGAAACACAGUUAAUUUGUACAACAGCU